AUGACGCCGGAUAUGCUGCCGACAAAAGUCCCGGUCGCACCCCGCUCGCUUUCAGAGUUCCAAAUCCUGAUCAAAGACUUGAAUAUGAAGCAUGUCGCGGCGCAAGAUGCGCACGACAUGUACACGAAAUACAUGAGGGCCGUGGCCGACAAGCAAAGGCCUGCCGACACAACCGCCUCGGCUGCCGAGCUUCAUGAGACGGCCAAAAUCGUGCUCAACCUCCCCGCACUUCACGAGAGUGAGUUUGAGUUCUCCUGCACCAUGCUGAGAGCCGCCGCAGGCCUCGGCAACGACGCCGCCGCCCUCAGCCUCGGCCGUAUCCUCCUCCGACGCACGCGCGCCAGGCAGAAUUACUUCCACUGGGACAAUCCAUGGUGGCGGCAAGCACGUGCUCGCUGCAUGGCGCUUAUAGAAGAGGGCCGCGACGCCAACGCCCUCGUUCUCAAAGGGCUGAUCCACAUGAAGCGUAACAACCCAAGGGACGACUCCCUUGCCCUCGAGGCCUUUGCGCAGGCCGAAACAGUCGGCAAGAGUGCAGACCGUUUCGAUUGGGAGCCGACGUGCCUUGAGGGCCAGGGGAACGCCCACCAACGCUUGGAUCAGAAGGAACAGGCCGAGGAGGCCUUCAGGCGGCUCGCCGACCUCGACUGUGCGGAGGGCUUCUACCACCUGGCCAGGUUGCUCCCCAGAAGCGAGUCCACCCUUGAAUGGCUCACCAAGGCGGCCGCUUCGGGGCUCAGGGAGACGUACCAGUUGCUGGUGGACGAGCACGAGAGGCUACGCAGCAUCUGCAUGAACCAGGGCAGGGAGAAGGAGGCCCGGCGGCACGAGCGAGACGCUGCAGAGUGGACGUUGAUCAUGAGGGCACAAGCGACACGGAAAAAGGAGCUUAACACAGCCACCGAGCCUAUGCGAAACCAACUGUUGUAA
Colletotrichum graminicola M1.001 is the source of this 930-nucleotide messenger RNA. RefSeq lists its product as uncharacterized. The transcript has 2 exons. Gene Ontology annotation, molecular function: protein binding. The coding region runs from base 1 to 930 and encodes 309 amino acids. The record is from RefSeq and is a predicted model, not a curated record. NCBI's taxonomy places the organism in Eukaryota, Fungi, Ascomycota, Sordariomycetes, Glomerellales, Glomerellaceae.